AUGGCUGCCCUGAUAGUAUUUCAUGACAUUCUAAAUGAAGAAAAUGACAAACAGGCUCGUCGGGAGAGGGUUUUCCGAGACAUAACGCAGGUCCUCGAUACGAUGACCGAUGUGGAGCUUAUCGAGCGAUAUAGAUUCCCGCGGGUUACCAUACUAGACCUUGUAAACGAUCUCAAGGAUCUUAUCCAGCCUAAAACUAAUAGAUCACACUCAAUUCCCGCACACAUUCAGCAUUACACUUUAUUUCAGGUUCUAACGUGUCUCAGAUUCCUAGCGAAAGGUGAUGACCUCUCAGAAGUAGCAGACCUUCACGGCAUUUCUAAAGCGUCGGCAUGUAUGAUCAUUCAUAGAGUAGUAGAUGCUAUAUGCAACACUUUGAAGAACAUAAAUUUUACUACCUCCACCGAUGAACUGAGAAAGAUCAAAUCCCAGUUUUACAAGAUUGCAGGCUUCCUCAGUGUGGUUGGAGCAAUAGAUGGCACGCAGAUUCCAAUUCAGGGAAUGAGUUUGGAAGAUGAGCCGGUGUAUAUAUGUAGAAAAGGGUACCAUUCAAUCAAUGUGCAGGCUGUUGUUAAUCCCGAUUUAAGGUUUACAAAUGCCGUUUGCAAGUUCCCAGGGGCCACCCACGAUGCUUACAUUUUACAGAGCAGCUCGCUACCAAACCUUGUUUCCAGUCUUGAGGAUGGAGGAUGGCUUGUAGGGGAUUCUGGCUACCCUCUGAAAGAGUGGUUGAUGACCCCCCUAAGUAACCCCAGAACUGGACAGGAGGAGAAAUAUAAUAAUGCUCAUUGCAAGACCAGAAACGUGAUUGAGAGAGCAUUCGGUGUAUUGAAAGCACGCUUCAGGUGUUUGCACAAGACUGGAGGAGCAUUGCCAUAUAGACCAUCAAAGUGUACCAGAAUUAUUGAAUGCACAAUGAGACUUCAUAAUCUUGCAAUUGAAACUGGUAUUCCGUUAUUGGAAGCAGUUGAUCAAGAAGAUGCAGAUGGAUUCCAGUUUGAAGAUCGUGAUAAUGCAAAUAGGACUGCUUCAGAAGUGCGCACAAGACUCAUUCAAAGAUUUUAA
Molecule: messenger RNA, 1065 nt
Organism: Saccostrea echinata
Lineage: Eukaryota; Metazoa; Mollusca; Bivalvia; Ostreida; Ostreidae
Product: putative nuclease HARBI1
Exons: 4
Coding region: 1-1065 (354 amino acids)
Source: RefSeq, a predicted model, not a curated record